Striga asiatica is the source of this 390-nucleotide messenger RNA. The record is from the annotation of a GenBank genome assembly. Lineage: Eukaryota; Viridiplantae; Streptophyta; Magnoliopsida; Lamiales; Orobanchaceae.
AUGGUGUUUGAAGAUUUAGGACGAUAUCUAUCGUACAAGAAAUCAAUGUUAGGUGGGAUUCUAAUGGGAGAUGGAGCAAAAACAACCGAAAUUCCGGGAAAAGCAACAAGAUUGAUCCCUACGCUAUAUCUAAUUCUAACUAACAAGCCCCUAGCCCCAAAUAAUCAACCACAACCACACAUUCACCCACCACCAUCACACAGUCCAUCGAAUCAGUGGCAAAAAUCGUACCGCUCCAUUACCCGAAACCCGCCGCGUCAAUGUGCUCCACCCGGUGUUCAUUGGUGUCGUUCCGAUGGGCCUGCGGCGGCCGCCCGCUUGGAGGCGCGAAUAUUCUCGUCGCUCAUCCUCGAGCGGGAGAGCUGCACUUCUCAACGGCCGACUGGCUGA